CAUCCACCUCACAUCCAUGCUCCGGGCGACACGCUUAGCUCGCACACACGCUCGCGGUUUCGCCACCGUCGUCGACGCCGCGGGCGGUGCCAAGGUCGCCGCUGUCGACAAUGGCCAGCCCACCUCGUCCGUCACCGUCCUGUUGAAGGCAGGGAGCAGGUACGAGCAGAAGCCCGGUGUCGCCCAUGUCCUCUCGAAUUUCGCAUUCAAGAGCACUGGCCAGCGUUCUGCUUUGGGUACGGUGCGCGAGACCGAGCUGUAUGGAGGGGUUCUCUCUUCAACACUCUCGCGCGAACACCUCGCCCUGACUGCCGAAUUCCUCCGCGGUGACGAGUCUUUCUUCGUCGACGUCCUCACAUCCUUCCUUACUUCCCCCAAAUUUACCCGCCACGAACUCAAUGAAUACGUCCUCCCCGCCGUGCACGCCGAGUCCGCCGCCGCCGCCCAUGCCGCGUCCACACAGGCCCUAGAGCUUGCCCAUGCGCUCGCGUUCCGCAGCGGGCUCGGCUACUCUCUCUUCGCCGAUGCUGAGCGCACGGGCUCCAUCACCACCGAAGACGUUCACGCUUUCCAGGCGCAGGCCAUAGCCGACCUCAGCAACGUCGCCCUCCUCGGUACCGGCAUCGCUCCGGAUGUCCUCGCAGCCCUCUUCGAGAAGAGCUUCGCCGCGUCCAAGUCCGCCGGCACCGCUGCUGCAGCCACCCCCAUUGCGGCCGUCAAGUCGGCGUACCAUGGCGGUGCGACCCGCGUCGCGAGCGCACACAGUCCGCAGACGCUCUUCGUCGGCUUUGGUCUGUCCACUGCUGCAACCCCCGCGCUGCACGCGCUCUCUGCAUAUCUCUCCCCGACGCCUGCGCUCAAAUGGGCCACUGGCACCUCGCCGCUCGCCAUCGCGCUCCCGAUGGGCGUCCGCGCGCGCACGGUUCUCCUGCCCUAUAGCGACGCUGCGCUGUUCGGCGUGCUCUUCGAGGGCGCAGACGCUAGCGCCGUCGCGCAGGGCGCCAAGGCCGCGGUCGAGGUCCUGAAGAACGCGGCUAGAAAGACGUUGGAGAAGGAAGAGGUUGCACGGUCCGUCGCGCGCGCGCGCUUCGAGAUCGCUGGUAGCGUGGAGGCGAGGGACGGCUUCGUUGGCACGUUCGGGCCGAGGGUGCUCGCGGGCCAGCUUGGAGGCGUGCAGGCGAGCCUCGAGGCGUUCGGCGCCGUCGACGGGACCGCGAUCUCCAAGGUCACGGCGGAGCUGCUCAAGAGCAAGCCAACGUUCGUUGUUGUCGGUGACGUGCGCGCGCUGCCGUACGGAGACGAGGUCGGGUUGAGCGCAUAAGUCGGAUGCUCAGAGAGUUGGACGCAUGCUAGCUUAGUAGACGUCGCAUACGAUACAGCUGUCGGUGCUCAAAAUUUUGAUCUUUUUAUCCUUUCGAU
This is a messenger RNA of Heterobasidion irregulare TC 32-1, 1419 nucleotides long. Its product is annotated as Metallo peptidase M16B. The record is from RefSeq and is a predicted model, not a curated record. Gene Ontology annotation, cellular component: mitochondrion. The transcript has 3 exons. Gene Ontology annotation, molecular function: metal ion binding. NCBI's taxonomy places the organism in Eukaryota, Fungi, Basidiomycota, Agaricomycetes, Russulales, Bondarzewiaceae. Bases 17 to 1321 code for a protein of 434 amino acids.